AUGUCAAAACAGCCAAAACUUUUUGAGGAAAUGAAGCUGGGGGAAACUGAAGAUAGGUUCAGCAAUUUACCAAACUGUCUCAUUGGCCAUAUUCUAUCCUUUCUUCCUACAAAAUACGCUGUUCGAACAAGCGUUUUGUCAACCAAAUGGAAGAAGAUGUGGACUUUAAUCAGCAAUCUAGACUUUGAUGAUCAGCUGCUAACUUUACACCCUCCAACGAAUAAUAGUGAUCAGUGCAAAGCGAGUUUCAUGAAGUUUGUUUAUCGGGUGUUGCUUUUGCUGGAAACGUCAAAUGUGAAUAAAUUCCGUAUCAGAAGUUGUGCAAAUUUUGAUGUUUCAUACGAUGUCAAUUCUUGGGUUUCUGCAUCGCUAUCACGAAGUGUUCGAGAAAUCGAUCUCUAUCUCUACAUCCCUUUGAAAGGAUUCGAUUCCAGUAAGAGGCUCUUUUCCGGCUGCCCUAAGCUUGAGGAUUUGGCUUUACGAGGAUGUCAAUGGCAAAAUAUGAGUGUUCUUGACAUAUCAGCUCCUGCACUGAACAGAUUGACUAUUAUAGAUUGCGAGACUAAUACCACCUCUUAUACAGAAUUUUAUGAGUAUAGGAUUGAGCUUAAUACUCCAAGUCUCUUGUACUUGAACUAUGUGGAUUAUGUAGUAGGAGGCUAUGCCAUGGGGAAGUUAAACUCUCUUGCCCAAGCAAAUAUUGGCUUUGCGACAAGCAUUGACUCAUUUGAAGAAUACUAUGAGAUUUAUUACAAAUCGACAACUGAACUUGCUCAACGGAUAGCAAAUGUUCAUACUCUUCAUUUAUCUAAUGAAUCUAUUCAGGGACUAUUACAUUGUGAUCAUUCACAAGAAUUCGUCGACGAUUGGGUUCCUCCUAAUUGUGUUCCUUCUUGUUUGGUUUUCCACCUGAAGAUAGUUGACAUAAGGGAAUUUGAAGGGCAUGAGUAUGAGCAGAAGAUAGUGAAGUACUUUUUAUGUAAUGCGAAAGUACGUCUCUUGAUGGCCAAGGAGGAAAAGUUGGAGAUGCAACUUGUUUUGGGGAUUUUUAGAAGAUUCGAUGAAGGAACAAAUCAACAUAACUCAAUUACGGUGCUGGUGCACAAUGGUUAUAAGGUAGGAUAA
Messenger RNA from Ilex paraguariensis (yerba mate), 1125 nucleotides. Lineage: Eukaryota; Viridiplantae; Streptophyta; Magnoliopsida; Aquifoliales; Aquifoliaceae. The record is from the annotation of a GenBank genome assembly.